Ictalurus punctatus (channel catfish) is the source of this 3744-nucleotide messenger RNA. RefSeq names its product sortilin. Gene Ontology annotation, molecular function: protein binding. Gene Ontology annotation, cellular component: Golgi apparatus; membrane. Lineage: Eukaryota; Metazoa; Chordata; Actinopteri; Siluriformes; Ictaluridae. The record is from RefSeq and is a predicted model, not a curated record. Gene Ontology annotation, biological process: Golgi to endosome transport; endocytosis; vesicle organization. Bases 108 to 2618 code for a protein of 836 amino acids. The transcript is spliced from 21 exons.
GUGCGGUUCCAUUAACGGUGAUUUCAGGAGGAGCGGCAGGUUUAACCGCGGUGUCUGGAAGCGCGGUGUCUCUCACACUGCUGGGGUACUGAGGUACUGAUGUACUGAUGCUGGAUCACUGUGGAUCAGUGUGCGCUGUGCGUCUAGAUGACCUAGUGAUGAUCUGGAGACUGGCUGCUGUAGCUCUUACAGGUUCACUGGUGCUUGUAGAUGCAGGGGUGCUGUGUGAAACACUGACUUUCUCCAGGUCUCUUCCAGAGGACUUCAGCGCUUUUCGGACCAAACGGUCGCUCCAGUCCAACUUCGUAGAAUGUACGACUCCCGUGAGUCCCAGAGAGCACACAGCCCUGGAGAGCAACACGUACGAGACUGUCUUCCACGGAGAUGACGGAUCUAGUUUUAUUCUAGCACGGGUAGGCGAUGGAACUGGGGUUAUUCUGGUUUUAUCCACAGUUACCGCGCCACUGGAAUCCAUUUAUGAGCGUGGCUCCAUGCGACUGUACAGGAGUGAAGAUUUUGGGAAAUCCUUUCAUGACAUCUCGUAUACCAUCAACAGUUCCUUCAUAAGAAAGGACUUUGGGAUAUCUGUUGGACCGGGGAAUUCACAGCAGGUGAUUUUGACAGCUGAGCUACCCAUUACCAGUGUCCCAGGAGGACUUAUAUUUACCUCCACAGACUCAGGAAAGACGUUCAGACCAGUACAGCUGCCAUUCCACCCAGCUCAGCCCAUUUCCUUCCAUCACCACAACCCAGACUGCCUCUUGGUCAUCAGCACCAAGGGCAGUCUAUGGCUCUCACAGAACUUUGGGAGCAGCUGGUCUAAAAUCCAUGACGGAGUUUACUCUUUUACAUGGGGACCUGGCGACACUCUUUUUUUCAGUUAUAGCCCUAAAGACACAGCGGAGGCCGACAGGCGAGGAGACCUUUUCUUGAGACGCACGCAGGACCUGGGCCGAACCUUCUCCACCAUCGCUCAGAAUAUUUUCUCGUUUGGCUACAUUGGAGGCUUCCUCUUCACCUCCGUCAUGGAGAGACCGGGUUCUCCUCGGGCUAUUUACGUGUCUUCGGACCAUGGCGAUCGAUUCACCAAAGCCGUACUCCCAUCAGCCACCUCAGAGCAGUUCUACUCCGUUCUGGAUGGUGAUGAAGAUAUGAUCUUCAUGCACGUGGAUAGCCCUGGAGAUGAGACGUAUUUUGGGACAGUGUACACGUCUGAUGACCGCGGCAUCCUGUACUCCAAGUCUCUCGAACGGCAUCUGUUCGGUGGCGAAAGGAAGAGCGACUUUACAAAUGUGACGUCAUUGCGAGGAGCAUAUCUCACCAAUGUUUUGGAGGAGGAUGGACGGAUUUGCACAGUCAUCACAUUCAAUAACGGUGGAAAAUGGCGGCCAGUAAAAAAGCCGAAAAACGUGGAAUGCGAAGGAAGAGUUAAAAGGUGUAACUUGCACAUUCAUGGAGAGCACAGCCACUACAGCGGCAUUUCUCCCAUGCUGCCUCUGUCUCAUCCUUCUGCUGUUGGUCUGAUCAUUGCUCAUGGCAGUGUCGGGGACUCCAUUUCUGUGUCUAAGCCGGACGUGUACGUGUCCUCGGAUGGAGGGUACAACUGGAUACGUGCGCUGAGAGGACCUCACCAGUAUGGCAUACUGGAUUCAGGAGGCCUGAUUGUGGCUGUGGAGGUUCGCAGAGAUCGACAGGCUAAUGCGAUAAAAUUCUCCACAGAUGAGGGUCAAUGUUGGAAGGCUUAUAAUUUCACAGAGCAUCCCAUCUUCUUCGCUGGCAUUGCAGCUGAGCCUGGUGCCAAGACUCUGAACAUCAGUGUGUUCGGUUACCGGCCUGAUGAUGACGAUCAGCCCACGUGGGUUGCAGUGACUAUAGACUUUGAGCAGCUUCUAACCAGAGAAUGUGGUGAACCGGACUACAUCGAGUGGUUGGCCCACUCUGAUGAAGGAGAACAAGAUACAGAGACAGGUGGAUGUGUCUUAGGCUACAAGGAAACUUUUCAGAGGCUGAGGAAGACAUCAGUCUGCAGAAAGGGGCGCAACUACGUGGUCAGUAAGCACCAGAAAUCGUGUCCCUGCUCCAGAGAGGAUUACAUGUGUGAUUAUGGUUAUUACCAACAUGAAAACAGCUCUGAAUGUGUGAAACAGCCUGCGUUCACAAACCAAACACUGGAGAGCUGUUUCAGUGGGGAGGUAGAGGAGCUCCAGACAACAGGGUAUCGAAAGCUUCCCAGUGAUAAAUGUGAGGGUGGCUUUAGCCCCCCACGUCAGAUGGAUGCCGCCAAAAUGCAUUGUGGGAAUACCAGCCAGCCUCCCCCUACCAGCCAUCAGCCUAAUAGACUAGGGGUGUGGUUGCUGAUUGUGAUAAGUGUCAGUGUGGGGGCUGUAGCUCUGACUAUCGUUACCGCAGUUAUCAUAACAGUCCAGAGGAUGAACUACAGGCAAAGGUUGACAUCCUUCCAAUUCUCAGCUCUUCAGCUGCAUGAGGAUGAAUUGUGCACUGCCUUUGCAAGCACUCCAAGCAGUAACCAAGCUGUCUACCAAGAAGAAUCGGAUGAUGUUGUUUUCAACAGCAUGAACACCGUUGUUCCUGAAUCUCACACAGAUCUGAAAUGCUGAGCAACUUUAUUUCACAAACUCUUCUUGCUGUCCAUUCAGUAUUCACGCUCGAAUGAGUUGUUUUUUUUUUUGUUUUUGUUUUUUGCUGAGAUGGAAAUAAAACUCAUUAACAACACAGCAACACGAUUAAAAAGUGUGGGUCUGUUCACCAGACUCACAUGCUGGUAAUGUUCACACUAAAUCACCCCCCCCCCCCCCCCCCCCCCCCCCAUAUGCACAUAACUUAUGAUUGGAUUAUAUAACAUGCAUUUACAGUACAGUGCCCCCCAAAAGUAUUGGAAUGGCAAGGCCAAUUCUUUUGCAAUUCUUUAUUCAGUUAUUGCAAACAAGAUAUAUUCAACCAAACAUUAAGUGUUACUUACCUUAAUUUCAGGGCAGUGGUAGCUCAGUGUUUAAGAUGUUGGACUAUUGAUUGGAAGCUCCUGAGUUCAAAUCCCAGCACUGCCAAGCUGCCGCUCCUGGGCCCUUGAGCAAGGCCCUUAUCACUCAACUGCUCAGUUAUACAAAUGAGAUAAAAUGUAUAUUACUCUGGAGAAGGGUGUCUGCCAAAUGGUGUAAGUUGUUAAACACAUAUAGAUGGAAAUGAAAACUGAAAUUUAUCAUCUUAUAUUCAUCUUUUGAUCUCAAACCCAAAUGUCUUCAGUAUAUUGCAAAAACAAAAGCAUUGGACUUGCUGUUCCGAUACUUUUGGAGGGGAUUGUAAAUGGUCUAAAGUCAGAAUGAACAUCCCAGUUUACCAUGACUCACUAUGCCCUUGCAUGGCCUAGAUCUUUUACAUAAGCGACAAGCUAUUUAAUGCCUGACCAAACCACCUAUACAUAAAGAUAAAAACUCUGAGUCUCAAACCGUAAUUGGAUGGUCAUUCCAUAGGCGUGCGGGCUUUGUACAGCCCCUUGCUGUAGUUUACUACUUUAAGCGGUGCUGUCUCAGUACUGUAUAUGCAAGUAUAAAUUUAGCCAUGUUACAUUUUGGAGAUGAAGAGGUUUGAUAUUGGAGGUUUAAAUCGCUUCUGGUAGUUAUUCGUUUUAGGAUAAUUUGAGGGUAUCAGACCUAGUACACAAACUGAUAUUGAGAAGGAAAUCAGUGCAAUUAAUUCCAUCUGUUGAAUUAAACAAUCUAUAUUGUA